AUGGCAACUCAAUGGGGAGCUCAGGAGCCAACGCCUGCACCCGCGCCUGAGACUAAUGGGAGUGCCAAACCCCCUCAGAUCAAAAUCCAAUCCGCACCGUCGACCCACGAAUCUAUUCCUCCUGCCGGCCAAAUGCUGACGGGCAAGCAAGAGCAUUACCUCAAGCGGGAACUCAUCGCAAGCCAAGUCCAUGACGAGAUUCAAGAACUCAGCAGUCCUACGGCCCUUCAGCGCUUUGGCGCACCUUUUCGUUCAGAAUAUGGCGAAGUGUCGCCCGUGGACUCAGAACUACCAAUCUUACGAUACAUCUUUGUCAAUCAUGUUCGCAAGUUCCCCUUCCUCAACCAAGCCAAGGAGAAGGAGUUCUGGCAAGACAAACUGCAGAUGUUUCUUGAGUCCUUUUCAAGCAAGUAUAUCUCUUCAUCAGAAGACCGGCUCGAAGAGACGAAGAGAAAAAAGCUGGCGAAAAAGUCCGAAAAACUGGUCGAGCUGAUGAUGGUCUCGGGUAUUCCUACAGCCUCUGGUUAUGAAGAAAGAAUACGUUUCGCAGAGAUGGAGGUGGUAGACCGAGGAGCUAAUGAGCAAGGCCUCAUUGCCAAUCAGCCCGAGGGCAACUACAUCAAUGGUUGGGAUGUCAACGUGGCUGGUGUCAGGAUCGCGUCUGUGAAGAGAAAUCUUCGUUACCAUCAACAUGCAGAAUUCUUGAUCCGUGUCAAACGAGCCAACGAACCAGAAAGAUAUGUGGGAAGGAGGUAUGGUGACUUUGCCAAAAUGCACAAGAGGUUACGAACAGAGAUGCCUGGAAAAGUGCUGCCGCCGUUACCACGGAAGAACAAGAGCUCCACCAUUUCGUCGAUGAUGCCUGGUGGCGGCGACGACGAUGACGCCUCGUCUGUCUCCUCCGCCUCGACGCAGGCCUCCGCUGCAGAUGAAGGUAGCAGAAGCUUUACACCCUCACAUCGACGUUUCAAGUCCGGCAACUCAUUGACCGCCAGCAUCAGUUCUAUGACAUUCGGUAGAUCACCAAGGAAUAGCUUGUCGAGGGAACCCAGCCCCAGUCAACAACCCGUUCGGCUUCACCGUGAAGAUCAGCGAGUUUCUCUCAGGGCGUUUUUGCGAACGAUUCUGCAGAAUCCCCAGGUUGCCGAAGCCAGAGCUGUGGCCGACUUCUUCACCCUGCAGCCGAUGAAUCUCAACGAGGAAGAAAUGGAUGAUAUUGCACGACGCAAAGAGAUGGAUGCGAGACGGCUGGACGAACAAAGACAAUUCUACGAGAUUGCCAGACAACGUGCAGCGGAGCUUGACACUUAUAUGGAGAAGUUCCGGAGGGAUAUUGUAGAGAGCAAUGGCCUAACGAAGCUCUUCGCCGAGAUUCGCACCAAAGAGAAACUCGAAGAUCUGAGCCCGGAAUACAAAAAGUUUGCGGAGUGGUUAAGAAUCGAAGUGGCAGCCACAAUUUACCACUUGUUCCUGGCCGAGGACAACUCUCCCGAACUAUUUGCGCAAGCGAAACGGAUACAUUCGCUGGUGCCAUACUCGGUGAUGAAGAACGUCAUCCGAAUCGCCAACCCUGCUGCUGUCAUGUCUGGAGUCUUGGAUUUGUUUUUGGCACAACCAUUUGGGGCAAGAUCCUUGCUGCAACGCAUAUUUGCGCAAACACUUUCGGAUGGUAUAAGACAGUUUCAGAAAUCCAUUGAUGAUCUGUCUGGAAAAAUUGCAGAUCCUAUACUGAUAAGCAAGCUCAAAGCAUUUGUGGAUAGUCCAGAAGAGAUCAAGAAUGUCGUGCGCAGCGAAGCUCAGAACGAAAGCAUCGACCUAGUGGUCGCCAUUCUUCGGUCGGACCAAUUCAAGCCAGAGCUAACAGCACCGCAAAUCCAACGAGUGUUCAACGCCUGGGUGGCUUGGAACAGUGCAGUGGAAAAUGAAGACGAGGAACUCAAGCAAGGUGCCGAGCUUUUCUCGCAGCUUAAGCAAAUGGUCAAGUUGAUGACUCGCCAACGCGACAAAGCCAUGAUGGCGCUCAUGAUUGAGGAGCCCACGACUCUGCAACUCUUCCGAGACCUGUUCACCAUUUUUUAUGAGCCUCUGAUACGGGUAUACAAAUCGGCCAACGUAUACAAUAGUAUCACGGAUUUUGCACGUUUUGCAGAUGACGUUGUCAAGACGGUGGAAGUUGCGCAGCGUCAAGAUGUGUCCGCCGAUCCCAACCAGACGGUGCAAAGUUUCAUCGACUUGUGUGCCCGGCAUGAACACAACCUGUACAAGUUUAUUCACGAAGUACACUGCCACGAUAAUGGCCUCUUUACUGCAUUGAUGGGAUGGAUAGAGGGAAUUCUAGAAUUUUUGAGAAAGGGGCCCAAAGGCGGAAAAUUAGAUAUGAACGCAAUCUUUCAGGGCGCCUUGGAUGUGAAUAUGGUGGACAAGGACACAUGCAUUACAGAGAUCAACGCUCUGAUCAAGUGGCAGCAAGCUCGGAAGAAAUGGCACAAUGACAAGACGAGGCAGAAAAUGGCGGCCGAGGGCACUGAUCCGAUCGAAGGGCCUCCUGGCAUGGCGGCGUUCAAGAGCAGCGAUUUCGGAUUGCACGAGGCUGAUCUGAUGGACCUCAAAAUCUCGGACGAAGAGGACGAUGAAGACAGUGAAGAUGAGGAGGCCGAAGACGACUUGGAUCCGAUUGCCGCUGAGCGACGACGAAGGAAGAAGGCCCAGGACCGACUCAGACGCAGUGCUGGGGAACCGGUCAAGCCUGAGGUCAGCGAAGUGUUGAAGUUGCAAGAGCCAUUCCUUGCGAUGUUGAGAGCGGUCCUGAGCGACUAG
Exophiala viscosa is the source of this 2817-nucleotide messenger RNA. RefSeq names its product succinate dehydrogenase flavoprotein subunit. The transcript is spliced from 2 exons. The coding region runs from base 1 to 2817 and encodes 938 amino acids. The record is from RefSeq and is a predicted model, not a curated record. Gene Ontology annotation, molecular function: phosphatidylinositol binding. NCBI's taxonomy places the organism in Eukaryota, Fungi, Ascomycota, Eurotiomycetes, Chaetothyriales, Herpotrichiellaceae.